AUGUCUUUGUUCUUUGACAGAAUUUCUCAGAUCAACAAUAAUAUCUUGUGUAUAAAAUUUAAUAAAAGAAAAUUAUAUCCAUAAGAAAUUUAAGUAAUUUAAAAGAAAAUGUAUAACUAAACACCUUAAUCAUAGUUUAACUCUAAAUAAAAAGUUGAAACCAAAACCAAAGAUCAAGAAUCAUAUGAGGAUUUCCAAGAAUAGUUGUAUUUACAUACAUAAUAAUUAGGUUUUAAUACAAUGAUUAAUAAAUGUCCUAGUCACUAAACGGAGGCAUCAAUAAAAUCAAAAUCGCUAAAGAUACGAAGGCUAAGAAGAAGAAUCUUUUAAAAAAUGAACAAAGAGCUGAACUACAAGAUUAAAGAAGGGCAUAAUUAUAAAGUGCUAAUUAAUAAAAAUAAUAAAUUCCCAUAAAAUAAUAAGUGCCAGUUUAGCAAUAACAACCAAUUUUAAAACAGCAAUAGUCACAAGUUUUAUCUCAAAAGCCAUAAUAAUUUGAGAAGAAUAUUAUUAAUAGACCUUAAACUUCAACUUAGGAAAUAUAGAAGUUAGCUAUGUAUGGAACAGGCAGAGGUUUUUAUAGUGAUGAUGAUGCUAUUUUAUAUUAAUAUCACAAGUAAGUUGGACUGAAUUUAAAUCUCGAGGAGUUGAUAGAUUUUAGAGUUUAAGCAUAAUAUGAUUAUUGUAAAUUAAAAAAAUCAGAAAGUUAAAGAUUGCCAGCGAUGGUGAGUAUUAUCACAUAGGAUAUCUAAUAGCAUGCUAAAAAUAACUCUUCAAUUGAGGCUGGUAUUGAUUUAAUGUGUGUUAUUGAUAAAAGUGGAAGUAUGAACGGAGAAAAGAUCGCCAGUGUUAAAUAAUCUCUUGUCUAAUUAUUAGAUUUUCUAAGUGAAAAGGAUAGAUUAUGUCUUGUAACCUUUGACGGAAGUGCUUAAAGACUUACUCCUUUAAAAACUUUAACAUAAGAGAAUAAAAAUAAUUUUAAAAAGGUUAUAUCUGCUAUCAGAGUUGGUGGAUCAACUAAUAUAGCAGCAGGAACUGAGAUUGCUUUUAAGUAAAUCGAAUAAAGAAGAAUGAAAAAUUAAGUGACUUCCAUAUUUUUAUUGUCAGAUGGUUAGGCUUAAGGAGCCACUGAGCAUAUCUAAAGAUAGAAGGAUCAAAUUGAAGAUGUAGUUACCAUUCAUUCAUUUGGAUAUGGAAGUGAUCAUGAUCCUGUUUUGAUGUCUAAUAUCUGCAAAGUAGGACAAGGAAGUUUUUAUUAUAUUGAAAAUGUGAAAUUAUUAGAUGAAUUCUUUGCAGAUGCUUUGGGUCGAUUAUCUUCAGCUUUGGCAGAGAAGGUCUAAAUUGAUAUUAAGUGUGCUCCAUUCAUUCCUUUUCAAGAUAUAAAAAUCUAAAAAACCUAUGGUGAUAUGUGGAAACCUCUAGAAUAAGAAAGACUUUACUAAAUCAAAAUUCCUUAAAUUGCAUCAGAUUCCAGGAAGGACUAUGUCUUUGAAUUAGCACUCCCCCCUUAUAGUGAGUAAAUCCUCGAUGAAUAGAGAGUCCCUCAAGUAGUUCAAGUAUUUUUGUAAUUCAGCAACACAUUUUCAAAAUAAGUUUACUAAAAGGUUUCAUUCUUAUAACUUAAAUUGUAUAACGAAGAUGAAUAAAUUGGAGAGAAUGAUGCGAAUGCAGAUGUCACCAGAGAGUUCUUACGGGUUUAAGCCACUGAAGUCAUUGAUUUAGCAAGAAUGAAAUGUGAAUAAUCAAAGAAUGAAGAAGCAGAAAUGUUAUUAGAAUAAAUGAAAUAAAGAAUUCUCAUAGAUUAGAAAUAUAAAAAAGUCUCUGCAUAAGCCAUUAUUGAUAUUGAUUAAGCUAAAAAUGCCAGUAAAAGAAAGAAUUAUGCUAAUUUUGGCAUGAAAUAAAUGUGUUAGAUGUCAGUGAAUAAUUACUAAUAAGAAGGGUUGAAUGCUCAAUUUAAUUUUCAAGGAUAAUAGAUUCAAUAAGUUAAUCAAGGGAUGUUUUAAAACAAGAAACAACUAAAGAUGGUAUAAGAAGUGUAGAAAAGAAAACCUUGA
Molecule: messenger RNA, 2054 nt
Organism: Paramecium octaurelia
Lineage: Eukaryota; Ciliophora; Oligohymenophorea; Peniculida; Parameciidae
Source: the annotation of a GenBank genome assembly